This is a messenger RNA of Closterium sp. NIES-67, 3240 nucleotides long. Lineage: Eukaryota; Viridiplantae; Streptophyta; Zygnematophyceae; Desmidiales; Closteriaceae. The record is from the annotation of a GenBank genome assembly.
GCUGGGUUGGCUCACAAGUACUAGCUGCUUUCUAGUUAUUUUGCCUCACUAGGGGUGCACUGGUGCUAGUGGCUGAAGCGAUUCUUGAGGAUUCUAGUGUCUAAUUCCUCGCUAGUUUUGUUCCCUCUCGAUACUGGCUGCUACCGCAUUGGCUGGAGGCUUCUCACGGUCUAGAUUCCUUAUUAUAUUGCCAAUAUUGCGGACCUUCUAGGCUAGCUCACUCGUUUCCUUCCGAUGGCGAGUCAGCCAUUGCAAGGAGCGGAUCCCGCCGCUGCAGCCGCUAGUGCUGCUCCACCGCAGCAUGUCGCUCAUGCUGCUCCGCCGCAGCAUCAGGGGGGAGCGCAGGCGCAACAAGCCGCUGGUUACCAGCAUGCAAUGCACGUGAUGCAGAUGCAGGGACACGUGGCGAACGCUGGUGCAAUGCCGCAGGGAUACCCUCAACAGGUGCCUGGGUCGUACCCGAUGUACGCCAUGGGUCCCAUGGGGCCUGUUAUGGUCAACCCUCAGAUGUACGCGGCCUACAUGCAGAACAUGCAGAACAUGCAGAACAUGCAGCACAUGCAUCCCCAGUUCGCUGCUCAAGCUGCCGCCGCCGCCCAGAAAUCCGGCGCAGCAGCAGCAGCGGCUGGUGCCCCGGAGGGAGGCUCGGCAGCAGGAGGCUCGGCAGGAGCAGGCUCGGCAGCAGCCGGUGGGGGGAUUGACGCGUUUGCGAGUCUGCUUGGUAGCACGGAUCGUGCUAUGCUGGCUAAAGCAGGGGAGGCUGCCGCCCAGAAGAUGCAUGCUAAGGGCGGUAAGGGCCAGGGGGAGGAGGGCCAUGGUGCGAUGGGAGAAACCAUGCAGCAUCAGCAGCAACAUCAGCAGCAGCAGCCGCAACAGCAGGGAGGAGGUCAGCCUCUCUCACCUGGCGCCAAACCCCAUUCAGCCGCACCAGCAGCAGCAGUGCCACCAGCAGCAGGCAUGCCUGCAGGGAUGCCCCAAGGAAUGCCCCAAGGAAUGCCCCAAGGAAUGCCCCAAGGAAUGCCGCAGUACCCGCACUACGCCUACUAUCCUGGCGCAGUAUCCUGGUGGCCCCAAGGUGCCGCCCCAGGGGCCGUGCCUGGCGCUGCUCCUGGCGCAAUCCCAGCAGGUGCUCCAGGUGCUGCUUCAGGUGGAACUCCAGGUGCAAUCCCAGGUGCCGGCCCAGGUGUUGCUUCAGGUGGAACAGCAGGAGCGGUGUCAGGAGCAGUGCCAGGCGAAGGAGGAGGAGAGAGCGGUGGAGCUAAGGUUGCAGCAGCACCGCCAGAUGCGCCAGCAGCUAAGGUGCCGGCUGCUGCGCCUGCAGUGGUGGCCCCUCAGCCGAGGAAUCUUGCUGCCCUAUUCCGCUGUCGCUGUUUGGUGAGGAGGAGGAGGCAGAGGAGGUGGAGGAGGAGGAGAGUAAGCAGGAGGGAGAAAUAGCGCCGCCUGUUGCUUCUGCUGCUGAUGGUGUAGCCGCACCUGGACCAGCCGUGGCGGAAUCGGCAGCAGCAGCAUCGUCACUUGAAGCUGAUAAUGACGAUGACGAUGAUGACUUCGGAGAUUUCUCGUCGGUACCGUCUGCUAGUGUGGUCUCUGCCACUUCUGCGGAUUCCGCUGCCUCCACUGCCGCUGCUACCACCACCGCGCCCCACUGCUGCCGACUUUGCCCCUACUGGUGCUCCAGUGGACUCAGGAGCAGCUGCUGCAUCUGCAGCUUCAGCUGCUGCUGUGCCUCCAGCAGAGGAGGACGAGGACGACUGGGGGGAUUUCUCAGAGUCAUCAACACCUGCGCCUGCUGCAGCAGCACCUCCCCAGGCUGCACCUCCCCCUGCUGUGCCUCCCGCCUCUGCCUCAGCUGCUGUGCACCAGCCGGCGCCUGUUCCAUCCCCCGCGUCCUUCCUUGGGCCCAUAUCCCUGGCUGCUUUCCAAACCACAGCACCAGCACCAGCACCAGCAGCACCAGCAGCGGUGGAAGCAGCAGCUGUACCAGCAGCAGAGGCAGAAGCAGCAGCAGUGGCAGCAGUAGCUGCAGCAGCGGUACCAGCAGGCAUGGCAUUUGACCCUGACGACGACUUUGGUGACUUCUCCUCCUCCGCCUUCGGUUCAGCCGCCCCUGCAGCAGCAGCGCCAGUACCAGCAGCAGGCAUGGGACCUGGUCCUGAUGACGACGAUGACGACUUUGGGGACUUCUCCUCCUCCUCCCAAGCAGUCUCCUCGUCUAUCUUCGCCCCCGCAGCUACGGGGUCCUUAGCUCCGUCCAGUGACUCCAAGCCCCACAUUCCAUCUCCGGGCUUUGGAGCCUUCGCUCCCCCUCCUGGCACCGCCGCUGACGCUGCCCCUGCUGCUUCUGGUGCUGCUUCAGCAGGAAUUCUUACCAGCGUAGACCCCGCUGCUGAUUCUGGCCAAACGAUGGCACCAAGCAAAGAGAUUUCCUUUGAUGAUGACGAUGAUGAUGACUUUGGGGAUUUCGCAGGAACCACUGCAGCUGGAGGAGCUGUGGAUGCUGCCAGUCUAGCCACCACUGCGGGUACGCUUUCCUUUUCCCCUGAUUUUGUGGGGGUGGACCUCAGCAGCACCACGGUUACCCCUGAGCCGUCCAUCCGCUUGGAUGGGUCAGAUGCAGCGAAUCCAGUCCUCGUGCCGAGCAAUUCUGUGGCAGCAGCAGCAGAGGCAGCAGCGCUAGCAGCAGCAAUGUCAGAGAAUCAUGCUCCUGCUGCUGCUGCUACUGACGGGGGGGCUGCUGGCGUUGCUGCUGCUGGUCCUAUUCCGCUCUCGCUCUUCGGUGAUGACGUGGCAGAUGCUGAGCUGGAGAACGCUGAGCUGUCACUUGGGCAGUUCCCGUCCGCUGGCAGCAAGCCAGCAGCAGAGCAUGCAACAGGCGUGGGUGCAGGCCAGGAGCCAUCUGCUUCUGCCGCUGCCGGUACCGCUGCCUCUGGUGCUGCUGCUGGUAGUGCCAAGUCAGGGAACCUUAUGGACUUGCUCUCGUCUCUCUAUGGCAGCUCUGCGACGAGCUCUGCGGGGGGUGCAGGAGGCGCAGGAGGAGCAUCAGGAGCAGCAGGGGGGCGGCAGUCGGGGGAGCAGGAGCAGGAGGGAGGCUGGAAGGGGGCCGGCUGGGGCAAACUUUCUCAACUGGUCGGGUGCCUUUGGCUAUGGCGUCUGCAGCAGGAUACGGGGGUCUGUUCGGGCUGCUGUCCCCAGGGACGCCACCUGCGGAUGUGCCUCUAAGGGGGUCGGUUAGUGAGCAGG